AUGUUGCGAUUACUGACUUUUCUGGGUCUGAUUGCUUUGACGGCCGCCAUUCCCGUUGACAAUGGAGUUGAAGGUGAACCAGAAAUUGAAUGUGGACCAACAUCAGUCACUGUCAAUUUCAAUACCAGAAACCCGUUCGAAGGACAUGUUUAUGUGAAGGGUCUUUUCGACCACGACGAAUGCCGUAACAAUGACAGUGGACGACAGGUGGCCGGAAUCGAACUGCCAUUCGAUUCGUGCAACGUCGCUCGAACUCGCUCAUUGAACCCUCGUGGUGUCUUUGUCACUACAACUGUUGUCGUCUCGUUCCACCCUCAAUUUGUGACCAAAGUUGACAGGGCCUACCGUAUCCAAUGCUUCUACAUGGAAGCAGACAAAACCGUCUCUACUCAAAUCGAAGUCUCCGACCUUACGACAGCCUUCCAAACCCAGAUUGUUCCCAUGCCAGUCUGUAAAUAUGAAAUCCUCAACGGCGGUCCGACUGGAGAGCCUGUGCAAUUUGCCACCAUUGGACAACAGGUUUAUCACAAAUGGACUUGCGAUUCUGAAACCAUUGACACAUUCUGCGCUGUCGUUCAUUCUUGCACUGUUGAUGACGGAAAUGGUGACACCGUACAGAUCCUCGAUGAGAAUGGUUGCGCUCUCGACAAAUUCUUGCUGAACAAUCUGGAAUAUCCUACUGAUCUCAUGGCUGGACAGGAAGCUCACGUCUACAAGUAUGCCGAUCGCAGUCAGUUGUUCUACCAGUGUCAAAUUAGCAUCUCGAUCAGGGAACCAAACGCCGAGUGUGCUCGACCGCAGUGCGCUGAACCAAAGGCGUUCGGAGCAGUCAAGCCAGCGCAGCAGGCUCAAUUCUUCCGCGUGCUUAAGAAACGAUCAGCUCCGCUCGAAAACGUUCUUGAUGUCCGCGCAGAGAUCACCGCUCUCGAUGUGCUCGAUGGAGAGGUUGGUCUUCUAAAAUUCAGUAAUGAGCAUUAG
This is a messenger RNA of Haemonchus placei, 978 nucleotides long. NCBI's taxonomy places the organism in Eukaryota, Metazoa, Nematoda, Chromadorea, Rhabditida, Trichostrongylidae. The record is from the annotation of a GenBank genome assembly.